Molecule: messenger RNA, 992 nt
Organism: Cynoglossus semilaevis (tongue sole)
Lineage: Eukaryota; Metazoa; Chordata; Actinopteri; Pleuronectiformes; Cynoglossidae
Gene: phpt1
Product: phosphohistidine phosphatase 1
Exons: 3
Coding region: 268-654 (128 amino acids)
Biological process (GO): peptidyl-histidine dephosphorylation
Cellular component (GO): cytosol
Molecular function (GO): protein histidine phosphatase activity
Source: RefSeq, a predicted model, not a curated record
AGUACAGUAAAAGACCAGUAGGUGGCAGUAUUCCAAAACCAGUUGUAGAACACCAAGAAGACAAAUCGGAAGUUGUGUUGUUUUUGUGAAAGCAUGGCGGUUCUCUGUCAGAUGUAGUCAGUCAGACCACUGUCUGUAUUCACCUCCUUGGUCUUCGUGUUGUUUUUUUUCGUAAACCGUAAACAACAGCUAGAGACGGCGUUAGUGCACAGAACCUUGUGUUGGCUGGUUGUUCUGUUUGUAGCGUCGCAGCUGAGCCGUGCAGAAAUGUGCACACAGAGCAGAGCUGCGGCUCUGAUGGCAAACAUCCAACAGGCGGACAUCGACUCGUCAGGAGUCUUUAAAUACGUCUUGAUCCGGGUCCACAGUCGAGAAGAAGGAGACGAUUCUGAGGUGGACAUCGUCCGCGGAUACGGGUGGGCAGAGUACCACGCUGAUAUUUAUGACAAGGUUUCAGAGGAGCUGGAGAAGGACGGUGUUCUGGACUGUGAGUGUAUUGGUGGAGGGAGGAUCAAACACGACCCUCAGGACAAGAAGAUCCAUGUGUACGGAUACUCCAUGGGAUUUGGGAGAGCUAAUCACUCCGUCACCACUGAGAAGUUAAAAGUUCGGUAUCCAGACUACGAGGUGACCUGGGCCAACGAGGGUUAUUGACACAAGAGCAGCCUCUGCUGGACGCCUUCUAUACUGAACUCUAACAAACGUAAUUAGAGGAAAUAUUCUCUAAAUUAAAAAGAAUAGCUCGGAGUAUACAUUAAUGAUUCUGAAACUGGUAUUUAAGAGAAUGUUGUCUAAAUAACAGAAACCUAAAUAACAGUGACUUGUUUUAAAGUCGGAUCGUUGAUGUAAAAAAAAUGUGAUUUAAAAAAAACAAACUAUCUUCUUCAGUUAGAAAUGAGCUCAUUGUUUUUGAAUCUGUUAAGCUCUUCGUGCAAACGCUGAGCUAAAGUUGUGUUUAUUAUCAUGCAGCCAAUAAAGCACUUGUCAGACGA